Molecule: messenger RNA, 551 nt
Organism: Telopea speciosissima
Lineage: Eukaryota; Viridiplantae; Streptophyta; Magnoliopsida; Proteales; Proteaceae
Exons: 2
Coding region: 32-406 (124 amino acids)
Source: RefSeq, a predicted model, not a curated record
AUGAUCGUCUACCCCUCAAGCUAAGGGAGAUAUGGAAGAGGCCAUGGAAUUGGAAGAUGAUGUAUUCUUUGCCGACCUGAGCAAGCAAAUAGCACUCCUUAUCAUGGACGACGAUGAAGAGGAUCCAACCACACGUUGUCCCUCUGUUUCUCUCCAGGCAUUUUCCCACGCCUACCAUCCCAGUGUAUGCUCACCUUUGUUGUCCGAACCAACUUGUGGAAGGGAAAGCAAGGGAACAGGAGUUUUCAUUCCCAAGUCAUCUUUACUCAGAAGGAAGAACAAGAAGGGAAAAAAUACUUCAUUCAACUCCAAAUCCUGCAAACAUCCUGAUAAAUCAAGAGCAGCUUCUCAUGUAACCUAUAGGAAUGAGAAAUCUUGUAAUUCUUUUAACUCCAAGCAGAGAUGAAGACUAGGGGGAGACUCCAAGAAGGUGUAUACUUAAAUAAUUCCUACUAAUUACAGUUUUUGUUCUCAUAGGCUAAGUUCUUCUUCUCCUUUGUUUUUCUGUACAUUAGAAAUUACUAGUUACUUUAUUGAUUUGGGUUUAGGGA